This is a messenger RNA of Cuculus canorus (common cuckoo), 6044 nucleotides long. It is a transcript of the gene KIF3B, whose product is annotated as kinesin family member 3B. The record is from RefSeq and is a predicted model, not a curated record. Bases 115 to 2334 code for a protein of 739 amino acids. Gene Ontology annotation, biological process: microtubule-based movement. Gene Ontology annotation, molecular function: microtubule motor activity; ATP binding; microtubule binding. The transcript is spliced from 9 exons. Lineage: Eukaryota; Metazoa; Chordata; Aves; Cuculiformes; Cuculidae.
CGGCCGGCGCUUCCGGCGCGCGGGUGGGGGCGGCCAGGGCUCCAUGGUGACGGCGCAGGUUCCUAGCAGGAGAUCAUCCAUCGCUUGCAUCCUACCGGCUGCAGAGCUGCUGUCAUGUCAAAGCUGAAGAGCUCCGAGUCCGUGAGGGUGGUGGUGCGAUGCCGGCCGAUGAACAGCAAAGAGAAGACAGCUUCUUAUGAGAAAGUUGUCAAUGUAGACGUCAAGCUCGGGCAGGUCUCAGUGAAGAACCCCCGGGGAACAGCUCAUGAACUGCCCAAGACGUUCACCUUUGAUGCUGUGUAUGACUGGAAUUCCAAACAGGUGGAACUCUAUGAUGAGACCUUCAGGCCUCUUGUGGACUCUGUUCUGCAAGGGUUUAAUGGGACGAUCUUCGCCUAUGGGCAGACUGGGACGGGGAAGACGUAUACGAUGGAAGGGGUGCGUGGCGAUCCUGAAAAAAGAGGGGUCAUCCCCAAUUCAUUCGAUCACAUCUUCACCCACAUCUCUCGAUCCCAGAAUCAGCAAUACCUGGUUAGAGCUUCUUACCUAGAGAUCUACCAAGAGGAGAUCAGAGACUUGCUGUCCAAGGAUCAGUCCAAGCGGCUGGAGUUAAAGGAGAGGCCGGACACAGGUGUGUAUGUUAAAGAUUUGUCCUCCUUCGUUACGAAAAGCGUCAAAGAGAUUGAGCACGUCAUGAAUGUGGGAAACCAGAACCGCUCUGUUGGUGCCACCAACAUGAAUGAACACAGCUCUCGCUCCCAUGCCAUUUUUGUGAUCACUAUUGAAUGCAGCGAGUUAGGACUGGAUGGAGAGAACCACAUCCGCGUUGGGAAACUUAACUUGGUCGACCUCGCAGGCAGCGAGCGCCAGGCUAAGACUGGAGCGCAGGGGGAGAGGUUAAAGGAAGCUACUAAAAUUAAUCUCUCUCUCUCGGCUCUGGGCAACGUUAUCUCUGCCCUCGUAGACGGCAAAAGCACGCACAUUCCAUACCGGGACUCUAAGCUGACAAGGUUGCUUCAAGACUCCUUAGGUGGCAACGCCAAAACUGUGAUGGUGGCCAAUAUAGGCCCUGCCUCAUACAAUGUAGAGGAGACUCUGACAACACUGCGGUACGCUAAUCGUGCCAAGAACAUCAAGAACAAGCCACGCGUGAACGAGGACCCUAAGGAUGCUCUGCUACGAGAAUUCCAGGAAGAGAUUGCGCGACUCAAGGCACAGCUGGAAAAACGAAAUAUUGGCAAAAGAAAGAGGAGGGAAAGGAGGAGAGAUGGUGGGGAAGAGGAGGAGGACACUGAGGAGGGGGAGGAUGAAGGAGAUGACAAAGAUGACUAUUGGAGGGAACAGCAAGAGAAGCUGGAGAUUGAGAAGAAGGCUAUAGUUGAGGAUCACAGCUUGGUGGCAGAAGAAAAGAUGAGGCUGCUGAAAGAGAAAGAGAAGAAAAUGGAGGACCUGAGGCGAGAGAAGGAAGCAACAGAAAUGCUGAGUGCUAAAAUCAAGGCUAUGGAAAGCAAGCUUCUGGUGGGAGGGAAAAAUAUUGUGGAUCACACAAAUGAACAGCAGAAAAUCCUGGAACAGAAACGUCAGGAAAUCGCAGAGCAGAAACGUCGAGAGCGAGAAAUCCAGCAACAGAUGGAAAGUCGGGAUGAGGAGACGCUAGAGUUGAAGGAGACCUAUAGUUCUCUGCAGCAGGAGGUGGACAUAAAGACCAAAAAACUCAAAAAGUUAUUUUCCAAGCUGCAAGCUGUGAAGGCAGAAAUCCACGAUCUCCAAGAAGAGCACAUCAAGGAGCGUCAGGAACUGGAACAGACCCAGAAUGAGCUCACCAGGGAACUGAAGCUGAAGCACCUGAUUAUUGAAAAUUUUAUUCCCUUGGAAGAAAAGAAUAAGAUCAUGAACAGAUCAUUCUUUGAUGAAGAGGAGGAUCAGUGGAAACUGCAUCCCAUAACCCGUCUGGACAACCAGCAGAUGAUGAAGAGGCCGGUGUCUGCCGUGGGAUACAAAAGGCCACUGAGCCAACACGCCAGGACAUCCAUGAUGAUUCGUCCGGAGGCUCGGUACAGGGCAGAGAACAUUGUGUUACUGGAACUUGACAUGCCCAGCCGGACAACAAGAGACUACGAGGGCCCGGCCAUUGCUCCAAAAGUACAGGCAGCUCUAGAAGCGGCUCUGCAGGAUGAAGAUGAGAUCCAGGUGGAUGCUUCAAGCUUUGAGAGCACCUUAAACAAAAAAUCCAAACCCAGGCCUAAAACUGGACGGAAGUCGGGGGCCUCCUCUUCGGCAGGCACCCACAGCUCCCAGCUCUACCCGCAGUCCCGAGGGCUGGUUCCAAAGUAAACCCAGCCGUUCCUCUCUGCAGUGCCCACAGCCAUUGCCUUCUGAGAGCAGAGCCAAGAUAACACCAACAGAGAGAAAUCCCGCCAGCUCCAGCCCUUUCCCCUGGAGUUGGCUGCUGCUGUUUCACAGACUGGUGCGAGUCCAGGGGUGCUGAGCCACAGGAAGAUCCCUACUCGCAGUUCAGCAUUAGACCUCUGUGGGAAACAGACUUUAGUUAGGAACUCAGACAUGCAUGAGGUACGUUACAGUGUGUUAGAAGCAAUGGGAAGCAUGGGGAUCACCUCCCAGCAUUGCCGCCUCUCCUUCCGCACUCGUCCUUCUGCUGCACUGGACUUUCUUGCUGCUGGGCAACAAGAAGACAGAGUUGAAAGUCAUCUCAACAGAACCACCGCUCCAGAGCUCUAUGGUGAGAACCAAAUGAGGCUCAAAAGCAGAGGAGCUGAUCCAGCUUGACUAGGUGCAUCAUUUCUCCUCUUCCUGCUUGACAGACAGGUGUCAUCACUUGGGGUUAAGAGCUGGUCCAAGGCAGGAUGGCAGCUGGGCCUCCCUGUAGAACUGUGGGACAGAAAGGGGCCUUGAAAGCAAGGUUGCGCUCUGGAAAGAAAGCAAUAGAAACUCAAGUCCUUCCCUUGUUUACAGGCAUAAGAGCUCUGCUAAACUGACCUCCCACAGACCUCACCCCUUCCAGCAGGAACCACCUUGUCCGUCCACCGAUACCUCUGCACACCAGUGCCAGCUUUCUUCCUCUCUCUUGCCUCCAUCUUCAUCCCUGGCAUUUCAAACCAGUGUCCGUACAAAGCCUUUGAACUGUGGGGUGACCCAUGGCCAUUUUCUUACAUCUCCCAGUGCUGGCGGGCAGUGUAGCAUUGCUUGGAGCUCUCUUCCCAGCAGGAUCCCAGGGCUGGUGCUGCUCCCCCCAUAAGCUGGGGAGACAGUCAAGCACCGAAACGUGGAGCUGUGUCUGAGUGCACUCUUCCCACAAGCAUCAUCUCUUCCUUUGGCACCUAAGGAGGUUUGGCAUCCAGUACCUUUUGUGCCUUCCCUGUUCCACGUUAGAAGCUUUCCCUGCAACCUCUCCUCCAUACAGUGCCCACUGUGAGUGAAAGCACACGCAACCGAGCCUGGGAAACGGAAUCUGAUACUAAUUCCAGGGUUCUUACUUUGAAAACAAGGGAAGAGGAGCUCCUGCAUUUGACGUUCUCUGCAAAGCAGCCCUGUGAUGGAAGCAGGCUCCUGCAGUGCUGCAGCUCGCGUGGUGGGAGGUGGAACUGCUAUGCUGAGGAGAGCCCGGUGUCCCUGUCUAGUGUCUCUCAGCUCAUUGGCACAUUUUAGUUUACUGUGUAUCGAGACUUGGGAUGUUACUUUUCUGGUUGCUGUUGGCUGUCAUUCUGGGAAUGUUUUUACCCAUUUCUCCUCUUUCCCUGACGACUCCCCCAGACUGAGAUGUGUGGGUUUGCGAGAACUGGCCUGGGCUUGGAAAUGCUCUGCUGUGUGGACCCUGCCUUGUGUGCUCGCUCAGUGUGCACUGUGGGACUCCGUAAGGGCCAGGGAAUGCCGUUCCCUCUGACCCACCAUUCCCUCUGACCUCAGGAGCAGAAGGAGCCGACUGCCUGGCACAGCUCACCCGCAUCCUGCGGGCAUGGUGCCUGGGUGAGGCAGCUGCCGGGGCAGCUUGGCCACUCGGAUUCUCCAAGUGUUUUCCUGCACCACAGAUUGAUGUGUAUUUACACAUACAGAUAUUAGUUUUGGUGGAGGAAAGCGGUGUUUGCUUAUAAUGGAGAGAGGGCACCUGACGGAGUUCUUUCAUGGGAACCUGGCAUAAUCUUCCUUAUCAAGCACUGUUGAUAUUUAGAGCCUUUUAACCAGCUCUCGUUGCAUAAUACAUCACCUCUUCCCUCUCCUCCCUCUAGCACAUAACCUUCUGUGCUUUGGUGUUUUAAACUAUUGUACGGUGCGAGUGCUCAGAGAAUAGAAAUGUGAAACAAGAGGGGGUCUAAAACCUGAAGCAGCCACAGGAUGUGUAACCGUGUCUGUGCAUACAUGCUUGUUCUGUCGGUGAUGCACACGCAGACACAUCUGCGUCUGCACACACGCACAUUUUUCCUCGGUCGCUGCUGUUCCACAGGGAAUUCUGUAUGGAACUCACAUGCUGGGAGCCCCCCCCUGUGGCAGGAGCAGAGCAGGGGGAAUGGCCACGCAGAACCUAGCUCUUCUCGCUGGGGUGUUGGAAGGCUGGAUGGUUAAAGUGUCCAAAAGACUCUGCUUUUAAUGCUGUAGAAGUUUGUUACGAGGUGAAAGAACUUCAGUCGGGUGGAAACAGAUGUGGAUUUAGGCACUGCAUUUAGACUGGAGCUGUGGCUGGAGGUGGGGUCAGAGCGGUUAUGAGAAGCUUAGAUUCUUACAGAAGCUUUUAGCUCCUCAUUCCCAUGGGCUCACCCCCAACCAGACACUCAGUGGCACUGAUAUUAAGAUAAAAUACUUUGUCUGAAGCCGUACAAAACAUGCUGAGCUCUGGGUUGAACUUUCUAAGACACAUUCCUGCUGCAUUUGCCUGUCUCUGGGUGUUAUCUGCACUAUCUGGGCAUCCUGCAGCUGAACGGCCCACGAUGGGAAAUCCAGCCAAGGCCUGGAAGGGGCCUCAGACAGUAUGUGUUGUGACAGGAAUGUUUAACACCGUUCUGGUCUUUGCUCUGAUCUGUGUAACGGGAUCUUUGUUUGAAGAGGAACAUGGUGGAGCAGAAGUCAGCCCUGGAAGCGAGCACUGUGUGACACUGAGGAACAACAGCACUUUCUUAACAUCCUUAACGUGGAUCCUAUGCCUUUUUUAAAUAUCUGCAUGCUGCUUGAAUCUUCUGACACGCAAACCUCUGGCGUGGCAGUCUGUAUAACGGGCUGUGCUGCUCCGUUAUACAGAUCAGAUCGGGCUUUGUUUAGGUGUUGAGUCUGCCUUCACUGAACACACAGCGCUUCCAGUGUUCCAGCACAAUGCCUGUCCAUCCGGAUCCGUCCUUCUGUCUGCAGUGGUUAACGCACACCAGGCUUUACACGGCUCAGUGCUACUCCUAUGCACCUGCAGGAGCAACACGAUUUGGAAAACAUGACCUGCAAAAGCCAUAAACGUCUGUGAAAUGGAAGCAAACUGAGAGCCCCGGUCCUGUCUGUGCAGCGGUGGGAUAGCUCCGUGCUCCAGCCACUUACCUUCACCAGUCCCUCUAUCCUUUGGAAGCAAAGUGCCCGAGGCUCUCCCAUCCACAGAACUCACAGCGAUCUCUGCCUUCCCCUAGGUGAUCUGUAGACAAAGAACCUGUCAAUAGUUCUGUCCAUAGUUUUACAGCUUCUAUUUAUUUGUAUCAUCUCUUUUGUCUAGGAAUGUAAAGUGAUCCUGAAAUAAAGUCAAUAACAUUUAUUGCAUCUUAUCAAAAGGUCCCCUUUUUUCAUUCCUAAUUUGUAAGCACUGGCAGGGCUCAGUGACUUCAAAAGCUCCUUCUCAGCUUUCCUGGAGCCCCUUUCAGUACUGAAGCUGCUCUAAGGUCUCCCCGCAGCCUUCUCUUCUCCAGGCUGAACAACCCCAACUCUCCCAGCCUGUCCUCAUAGAAGAGGUGCUCCAGCCCACACAUCAUCUCUGUGGCCUCCUCUGGACCCACUCCAACAAUUCCAUGUCCUUACACUGGGGACUCCAGACUUGGACGCAGGGCUUCGAGUGGGGUCUC